This is a messenger RNA of Physcomitrium patens, 3132 nucleotides long. RefSeq lists its product as uncharacterized. The record is from RefSeq and is a predicted model, not a curated record. NCBI's taxonomy places the organism in Eukaryota, Viridiplantae, Streptophyta, Bryopsida, Funariales, Funariaceae.
GGAGGCUGUCCCAACGAGCAGCUUGUUCGGCUUUUACUGCAUUCUUCGCUGUGACUGGUGUAACUGAAGUGGUAAAUUGAGUUCUUACAGCAGGUGGAAUGUAGGUCUUCCUUCUUGAUUUUCUCCCGUGUUGGAUUUGCGAGGAUUCUGAGGAUUUGCUGCAAGUUGGGCUAAGUUACGCUGAGUUAGCCAUUGCUAACUAAGCGCAAGAUUGCUGGUGCCUUGAAGAGUGUUCCAUGGAGGAGCUGUACAUGUCCUCUCGAGUGUCUCUCUCUCCAUCUUCGUGCGUGUCGGGGUUUUCACCGUCCAAGCUUCUUUAUGUGAAGUGGUUUCGUGUGGAAAUUGUCUUCGCUGAGCUGAUAAGGCUUUGGUCUCGUUGAUGUACUGCCCAAUCACGCUGAUCAAUCGCGUAUCUGAUGAAGACCAUCAUUCAUCGUGGGGAAACAUGAAACACGCAGCAAGUUCAUUGUUCAGCAUAUCGUUGCUUGUCUUUGUCAAGGCUACGUAUUCUUGUUGCAUAUCAAGAUUGCGACCAGGAUACGUUUUUCACCUUUGACACGCAGGAGCUGUAGCUUUCAUUCCUCUUCCUCAUCUAUUCCGCUGUUGUCGCGAAUUUUCGCAGGUCGAAUCCUGUGGGCUGCACGCACGUAACUCCGUGUUGGAAAAUCGUGUGCAUAGUUCGUGUCUCCUCGAUUCUGUGUGACUGCACAUUUGUACAUAGGUUUGCUUAUGCUGCUGAAGUGUUCGGGCAGUAUUUGCUUUUAACUUCUCGAUAGUCCUCGUAUACUUCUGAAAUCUAAAUGGUCAUCCUUGACCUCCACCGAGAGUUACUCUGCUUUGGUCCACGAGUCUCUUAGUUUUUGCUCGAAUCCAGCCAUCUUGCAGUGUACUUAUGGUAUGGAGCGUCAUGCGCACAGCUGAAGCAGAUAAGAACGCGGAUAGAAGUAGAAGGAUCCUUGGCUGACCUGUAGCAGUUGCGGCCUGAUGCUCGUGUCGACACUAUCUGGGUAGGAAGCAUAUUUUGAACAUCUUGGUGCAGCGGAUCAUGCAAUAGGAGCUAUGGGGAUGGAGGAUAAAGCAUGCGCAGUGGAUGUUACCUUGUGUGAAAGGCACAUCGGGGCACAACCGGGGGGUGGUAUAUGCGCAAUGUGUUUACAGGAAAAGCUGAUUCUGUUAUGGCGGGGUGAAGGGAAUUCGAACUGGGAUACAGAAGAGUUUUCUAUUACGCCGCCUCUAGUCCAAGAUAGUUGUGAUACCCCCCCUGCGUGUGAGCCGUCGCCGGCUGAUGCAUAUCCUGUCUACAAAGCAGGAUCAGCUUGUUUGCCUCUCGUUUUUCACUUCCGAAAUUUCCAACGAAAUGGUGUGCACGAUUCGAGCAAGUCCAGCAAGGUUUUGGCACGAGAGAAGAUUGAUAGGAGUUGUUUUGGUUUGGAUGCUGAUAUGGAUCAUCAGCAUCAAUUCUCUUGCGAAAUUAAGUCGAUUUUGAAAGAACUGGCUGCAUUGCACGAAAAGAAGAAGCUGGAGAGAGCUGAGAAGAGACGGUCUGGAACGGAAGGCGCGUGUCUUUCAGGCCGCCAUCAACAACACGAGGAAGCUGCUGCUGAUUUGUCACAGGGUCCUAUUCCUACAUCGCCUGCUGGAAGAGACACAGAGGCGGUGCCUGGUGAGUAUGAAUUACCAAAAGCUAAAGCUAGCAUUAUCGAAGAUGAAGAUGAGGAUGCAAGGUUCGCCAAGACUACCUUAUGCUUCAACGCGUUGUGGCCAGGGCAACUUCGACCAAAACUGAACAUGAAAUGGGCAAGAAUCUUGGUGAGCCCAAUCCUAUCAAGUAACAAAAUAGCUCCUAGCAAGUCGGACUUGGCCAAGACAGUGAAUGGUCGUCCUAAAGUUGCUGUUGAAGAUAAACGACGGGAGAGUACCCGUGAUUGUGAGAUAUUGGAAGUGCCGACAGGGAUUAACGAUUACAAUGGAAGAGAUCAGAGCACAGGUAUUCAAAAUAUGCCGAGUCCAGCUGCGUCACGCUUACCGCCCCGACAUGUGCAACGGAUCGCAGACGAAGAUGGGGGUGCGAUGGAGAUCGACAAGGAAACUGCCAUGCGCAUGGAAGCAUCUCGGAUUACCGUGUUGACAUGGUUGGAGAGUUUACCUAGUCCAAAGGCUGUUCACUUAAAAGAGAAGAAUUAUACGGGGUUCCCAGACGAUCUGUCAUUGGGCAACGGCGUGCUUGAAAUGUGUGAUGAAGAGGACGUAGCGUUUGAUUAUCAAUCACAGGAACCAAAAAUGGAAAAUUUUGAGUUAGCUGAUGGUUACAAUUCCUUGAAUCCUUUGGAUCAGGUGGAUGUUUACAACCACAUCAGUUCUUUUGGGAAGUUUCUGCGAACCUUUCCAACUCAGAUUUAUGCUUCAAGUCGAAUGCUUGACAUUGAGAUAGCAGCUCAAUAAAGCUGAACAGUUUCUCAUCAGCGAGUAUGGCGGGAAGCAAGCUUGAUUUGGUUAGGUAGACAACAUCGAUCUGAAGCUGUUGCUAAUCGAUACAGUUUGAACAUUUCUACUGGCCGGGUGGCAUUCGAAGAUUGCUGCAGCCUCUGGAGCUAUGCUUAAUAUGUACGACAAAAAUCAUCUGCUGUAGCAGUGAAUACCUGCGUGUGUGAUUUUAUUCAUCUACUGUUUCCCAAUAUAUCCCUGGUUGUGUGCCGGAAUUGAGCUUGACCUGAAGCAUAGGAGAUGCUCCACGUCUGCACAAAGAAACAACGGGUUUGGAGCUCUUUAUUUCGGGGGCCGAUUGGAUUACUGAAGUCAAUGCCAAUAUCUCCUCAGUCGCUGCGAAUUUAUGUAGAUUGUCCUCACAUAAGCUUGAUUUGGAGUGAUUUCCCCGCUGAUGUUUGUGGGGGUCCAUCGCCAGCUGUUUCAGUGGACAUUCUUGGAAGCUGGGGGAUGAGUUAGUCUACUUUCUGGGUAUGCCCCUACGGACCAUGUGCUAUAUGCUUGAGAGAUGCUUUUUCUUGGUUACAAUAUUGUGCAACAAUAUUCGGGGGUUUUCAUAACCCUUUGAAAGUACAUUAAUUGUAAAUAAAAUGUCCAGUGUGGCAGGUGCUUCGCAUUUGCCUCCAGAAAUUUUCGCAUUCACCGACA